Messenger RNA from Cetraspora pellucida, 1014 nucleotides. NCBI's taxonomy places the organism in Eukaryota, Fungi, Glomeromycota, Glomeromycetes, Diversisporales, Gigasporaceae. The record is from the annotation of a GenBank genome assembly.
AUGGCCAAAGAAGUCUUAGAUUAUUUUCAACUCAAAGAAAAAGAAAUUUAUGUUGAUUGCACUUUAGGUAGCGGUGGUCAUUCCCAAAUCUUAUUAGAAAACUGUCCCCAAACCAAAGUAAUCGCUUUCGACCAAGACCCCGCGGCCAUUUUUCGUUGUCAACAAAACCCGUUUUUUUCUUUCCAAACCAUUACUUUCAUCAAUGAUAAUUUUCUUAAUUUUUCACAACAUUUAACUGCCUUAAACAUUUUUCAAGUCGACGGUUUUUUGUUCGAUUUGGGCGUUUCUAGCGAACAACUAGCCGACAGCAAGAGGGGAUUUAGUUAUCGUCUUGAUGCCCCCCUAGAUAUGCGAAUGGAUACCAGAAGUCAAUUAACUGCUUAUGAGGUUAUUAACACUUAUCAGCAAAAAGAAUUGGCCGAUAUUUUUUGGGAUUAUGGUGAAGAGAGAAAAGCCAGAAAAAUAGCACGAAAAAUUUGCCAAGCCCGCCAAAAGGAAAAAAUUGCUACCACUCAACAACUAGUAAGGAUUGUGGCGGGUUGUCAAGAAAAAAAAACUUCAAAGCAUCCCGCACGGCGUGUUUUUCAAGCCUUACGAAUAGCCGUUAAUCAAGAAUUAAACGUUCUCACUCAGACCCUAGAAAAAACUUUUCAAUUUUUAAAAGAGGGAGGGAAAAUUAUCGUCAUUAGUUAUCACUCACUAGAAGACCGAAUUGUUAAACAAAUGUUUCGCAAGCAUAGUAAACUUGGUUGGCAAAUACUCACCAAAAAACCCUUAAUGGCCUCGCCGAAAGAAGUAACAGAAAAUCGUCGUGCUCGCAAAACGGACGGUAUUAAGUAUUUCCGCCCCGAAGUAUUUAGACAAUUAGAGAAAAUAGAACUUUCAGAUGUAGAAAAACAAGCCGAAGAAUUAAUAGGAGAAGAAAUUGCAGUUAUAAGAGGAAGAACUCCCCAAGAAAUUAAGAAGGGAGUUAUUGAAUAUAUUGAUAGAAUACUAGCUGAGACUUAUGUUUGA